CCAUGCGCUGAGAAAAACCAAAAUGGCGAUGGUAUCGUCAGCCUGUGACUGGCUGAAGGAUUGUGCUGUCAAUCUUCCAGGAAAUUGUCACAUUCGUUUGUACGACUUGAGCCCUGGGAACCUUAAUUGCUCUAUGGACUGUUUUGUUUUUGGUGUGUUCUCAUUUUGUUUUGUUCGUUUCGCCUAAGGACGUGGACGAGUGGCCAUGUUGGAGACGUUAGACAGCGCCAUCUCACACGUGAUCAUAUCGGAGAAGGACACAGAGAGCAAGGUGAUGGCCUGGAGGAAGCUGCUGCAGUACCUCUUCACCCAGCUCACCAAGAACUUACCCAACACAAAAUCCCGGUCUACUACCACGGCUCUUGACGGCAGAAGAUAUUCGGAGACGUCUCUGGCGAGCACCCAGGAACUAUUCGGAGACGCACUCCCGCACACAGAUGCGCUGCUUUGAGGGGUCAGGCUGCGUAUUGUUUGCUGCAGAUCACACAUAAUAUAAUCACUAAAACUGUCGGAAAUCAAUUAUUUUCAAGACAAUUUCAAACUUUACCUCAAAAUAUCAAAUUCUGGGUUUCAACUCAGGGGCA
Molecule: messenger RNA, 584 nt
Organism: Aplysia californica (California sea hare)
Lineage: Eukaryota; Metazoa; Mollusca; Gastropoda; Aplysiida; Aplysiidae
Molecular function (GO): oxygen binding; heme binding
Source: RefSeq, a predicted model, not a curated record